Mesocestoides corti is the source of this 1083-nucleotide messenger RNA. The record is from the annotation of a GenBank genome assembly. NCBI's taxonomy places the organism in Eukaryota, Metazoa, Platyhelminthes, Cestoda, Cyclophyllidea, Mesocestoididae.
AUGUGGAGCGUCAGUGGUGACCCCUCGAAAUACCACGCUAAUUAUUAUAAUUCACUUCAACGGCGAAAUCGCAAGAAAGAUGAUUUGACACCGCGGGCAGUGUGCUACUGCCCGGUUGCAAGAUGCUCCGGUCUCGACGAUCACUAUGCCACAGCUUCCAGGUGUAGACCUCGGAAGUGGUUCGAGUGCACUGGCCAACGAUGUCCAUCCUUCCACACCCAGGAAUCACCACCGUAUCCACUCUCCGAGAAGCAGGUCAUUCGGCAGAAGAAGGCGCAUGCCAUUAGCCGCGAGGUGGAGUGCAACUGUCGGAGCUUCAAGUGCGUCAAAACGUUCGUAGUUGCGUGCCUCAGUGAUGCCCUCGUUCUCCAAGUUAUUGAGCCCUACUUCAAGAACAUGGACGCUGGAAUGCCGUGUGAAUUUAGCGGAUGUGGACGUGACAGAGCGUUAGACGACAACACCCUCACCGUGAGCCCACGCUCCACACCCGUGGUGAUGCCACGUGACAACAAGCUAGGUGGGGGUUGCAUCCCUUACUGCAAUCAGGAUUAUCAGGGCAUGGGUCAGGAUUGUAUUGAUUUUGCUCACUGCAGUGGGCUCCCGACGGGUCCCUUCACUGGCCACGAGUCUCAACAUGACUUUGUUGGCGAGUUACAGUUCAAGAACUUCGAGCUAGUCUCGCCAGACGCCACACACGGCGCGGAUUCAACCACGCUGCAGUUCGUUGUCGCGUUAACUGCCAAACCAUCGCAUUUAUUUAACUUACUGAUUCCGGUGCUUUCUAAAUUCCUGCAUUGUCCGCUGUUACCUCAAGAGCAGGACUUGCGUAAAGUGGGUCUUGAGAAAUUGCUUGAAUGUGCGGCUGGUCUCUUCGCGACGAAGUCGUUCGAGUGCAAUUUCACUCCGUGUGCUGAGGAUGACCUAGGCCAGCAAGAGUGCACGAAACCGUCGUCGUCAGCAUCUUCGACGCCAUAUUUUCGAAUGGGUUUGGGCCAGCCAAAGCCCGCCAACACCACUAUUAAGGCGGCUCCUGAAGAAAGAGGCGGCCGUCGGGUUGGAAAUUUAUUUAAGCAUUUAUCCUGA